AUGGCGGCGCGACGUCUUCCGUCACCUUCACGUGCGGCGGCACCGGUCUCGACAUACCUGCCGGCAACCUUGCUUUCAACGGUGCGACGGCUUCCGCCACCGUCACCUUCAUCGGCGCCGGCCUUGACGUUUUCGACGGCGCGACGUUCUCUUACUCCGCCAGCGGCGCGACUUCCGACGCCUCCAGCCCGUCUACCUACGCCAGAGUCAGGUUCUGGACUUCCAGCCUCUCUACCUCCGCCAUCGCCUCCAUCAUCGACUUCUCCACCUGCGGAAACGCCGUCGCCAUCUCCACCACGAGCCGCCAAGGCUAUCGCUCGGCGCGAAGACGACAGUCACGUGGUACUCGACGGCGACAAUGGUCACGUGGAAGCGAAUGGUCACGAGGAAGCGAGCGUUCCCGACGACGACGGUCACGUGGAAGCACCGUCACCACUGCCGGCUCCGACUCCGCCAGGUCCGGUCCCUCCACCUGCGGAAGCAUCUUCACCGCCGCCGGCUCCGACUCCGCCAGGUCUGGUCCCUCCACCUGCGGAAACGCCGUCGCCAUCGUCAUGGCCUGAGCUUCCACCAUCAUCUUCGUCUUUACCACGAGCCGCCAAGGCUAUCGCUUGGCGCGAGGACGACAGUCACGUG
Molecule: messenger RNA, 636 nt
Organism: Paramuricea clavata
Lineage: Eukaryota; Metazoa; Cnidaria; Anthozoa; Malacalcyonacea; Plexauridae
Source: the annotation of a GenBank genome assembly